AAGAACCUUCGCAUCCGGAGAGCAUCAAGCAACGAACCUACCCAGGCGUCGCGACAACGCGUCGCACCCUAUAAAACCCGCCCUCCGUCGCCACUCCGCGAUGGCCGCUUCCUCCGUCCGCUGCAGAGCGUCGUCGUCGGUGCUCUCCUCCGCCGCCGCCGCCGCCGCACGGCGGGGCCUUCCCUUCGUCGGCGCGUUCUGCGUGCUCAGCUUGGGGUUCUCCACCGCCGCCCUCUCGUUCUCCUCCUCUUCCUCCUCCUCCCUCAGGACGGGUUGCGCUCAGUCCCUCCCCUUCGUCCCUCUCCUGAGAUCGAAGUUUCGAGCACCGUUUAGAGGCGUGCAUUCGGCUAAGAUGGAGGGGAGUCAGGGGAGCGGCAACACGGUGCCGAGUAUCGUCGUUUACGUCACGGUUCCGAACAAGGAAGCAGGAAAGAAGUUGGCUGAGAGCAUAAUCAAAGAAAGGCUCGCGGCAUGCGUGAAUAUAGUACCGGGUAUCCAAUCAAUUUACCAUUGGCAAGGAAAGAUUGAGACAGAUUCCGAGGAACUGCUAAUAAUCAAGACAAGAGAAUCACUGCUAGAGCCUCUGACCCAGCAUGUCAAGGCAAACCACGAAUACGAUAUUCCAGAAGUGAUUGGCUUGCCCAUCCUGGGUGGCAAUGUUCAAUACCUGGAAUGGAUCAAGAACAGCACCAGAGACUAAGUUUUAAGGUGGGGGAGGCAUUCUGGCUGCAUCAGUUUGCUUUUGAUUUUCCAUGUGUAUACUCUCUCUCUCGUGACUUUCUCUGAAUUACUAUGGGCAUGUGUUUACCAAGCUUUGCUAUAUGUUUGCAAUCUGAUGAGUUGUGAAUAGACUUUGGGGCACACCCUAUGAAAUUAACAUGCAUUGCUACCUAAUAAUGCCUGGCCUUAUUGCAA
Molecule: messenger RNA, 915 nt
Organism: Syzygium oleosum
Lineage: Eukaryota; Viridiplantae; Streptophyta; Magnoliopsida; Myrtales; Myrtaceae
Product: protein CutA, chloroplastic
Exons: 6
Coding region: 101-700 (199 amino acids)
Biological process (GO): response to metal ion
Molecular function (GO): copper ion binding
Source: RefSeq, a predicted model, not a curated record